Molecule: messenger RNA, 798 nt
Organism: Theileria parva strain Muguga
Lineage: Eukaryota; Apicomplexa; Aconoidasida; Piroplasmida; Theileriidae
Gene: ATJ6
Product: DnaJ domain protein
Exons: 8
Coding region: 44-766 (240 amino acids)
Cellular component (GO): cytoplasm; nucleus
Molecular function (GO): heat shock protein binding
Source: RefSeq, a predicted model, not a curated record
CAUACACCAUUUAUAUUACUGUUAAUAGUAUAUUAAGAUCUAUAUGGGAAAAAAUAAAACACCUAAACUUUACCUUCUACUUGGCCUUGACCAAACAGCCACGACUCGGGAUGUUGUCAAGGCCUACAGACUCGCAGCUCUUAAAUCUCAUCCUGAUAAACUCCAAGGACUAAGUAAAAAGCAACAAGAGGAGGCUAAAAAUCACUUUGUGCAGCUUAAACACGCCUAUGAAAUCCUAAAAGAUGACCAUAAACGCAAGAACUACGAUGAAUUUGGCUGGGAAGGUGAAGAGGAGGCUGCUUUUGCAGCUGCCUACGAGUUUUACAGGACUCCAGUAACAGAAGAGGACAUUGUCGACUUCUCCAAAACGUAUAAAGGAAGUAAAGCUGAAUCUGAAGAUCUUCUUGAUUUCUAUAACAAGCAUGACGGAGAUUUGACGAAUAUAUUAUUCUCAAUACCUUUAUCGGAUGUCGAGGAUUUAGACAGAUUUCUUGACUUCUUUAACAAGAACAUUAAGUCUAAGAGUCUGAAAUCUACCGCAAAUUUCACCAGAACUUCAAAGCCAAAACACCUCAUGACCAUGAAAAACAAAUACAAAAAGACCUGUAAAAAGGCUGAAAAAACUGAAGAUGACAUGGAUUUUGCACAACUUUCAGCUCAAAUUAUGGCUAACCGUAAAAGGAGAAGUGAUAACUUUUCAAGCCUAAUUUCAAGCCUAGAAAAUAAAUACGGUCCAACAACCAAGAAACUGAAAUUAACGAAGUGAGUUACAUUUGGUGGGAAUUCUGGGAUUUUUCC